UGGUCUGCUCACACAAGACCCAGGACAGGGACCUGCGGCAGGUGUCAGGGAUCUCAAAGAAAACAGCAGUUGGUGAUAAGAAAACCAAGUCAGAUCUUUGGCACUAUGGCUGAGCAGCAGGACUACCUGGAGGAUGGAAGCCCUCUUAUUAAGGCGGCCAAGUUGGGCAAGAUGCGUUUGGUUCGGCUGUUGGUGGAAGGGGGCGCCCAAGUCAAUGAGCGCAACCAACGAGGCGAGACACCUCUUCUAGCCACAUGCCGAGCGCUGAGGGCUGACCAGUCUGGAAACACUACCUCUCUGAGGCUCAUCCGUUUCCUUCUCCAGCACCAUGCUGAUCCCAACGCCCAGGACAAGUCUGGACGCACACCCCUUAUGUACGCUUGUAUGGAGCGCGCUGGUGCUGAGGUGGCUGCAGCCCUGAUUUCUGCUGGCGCUGACCCUAGCAUGGAGGACUAUGCUGGAGGUUCUGCGCUGGUCUACGGCAUCAAUGCCCGCGACCAGGAUACUAUCCGUGUGCUGCUUGAUGCUUGCAGGGCUAAGGGGCGUGACAUCAUCAUCAUCUCCACAGAUCGAAGCUCGGGUGAUGCCGCUGUUAGCCAGCGCUAUCUGAACGUGCCUCCAUCGCCUGACACCUCACCUGUCGCCUGCAUGUCACCCUCCGACAUCGAGAUCAAGACAGGCUCACCAAACUCUGAGACUGAGGGAGAGGGUAUCUUCAAUUUCAGAGCUUCAGGAAGGAGGGGUAGCAGAGCGGCCUCACCUCUGCUUCUAGAACCAGAGACGUCAGAGCGCCAGCGGCUAAGUUCUGAACCCUGGCUAGCCAUCCGCAAUUUGGCACACCUCAGUCGCACCUACGAAGAAAGGAUUAUGAAGGGAGCUGUGCAAGAGGAAGACGAUAGAGAGGUGAAGCACAGCAGCUGUGACUCCCUUGCUCGGCAAGUGGAUCAGAGUAGCUCCUCUAAAGCUGUCACCCUCAAACCUGGCCGAAGGUUUUGCAUGAACCAGGCAGAGAACUUUGCUCCACCAACUCAAGCAUACCUCCACAAUCGACGCAACACUCUACCUGUUCUCCCUGGACAGAAUUUACUUCAGUUUCCUACCUUAUCAUUCAGUUUCUCCAGCUCAGACACACACCUACAUGACCAGCCCAGCACUAUAACACUACCACCAAUUCCUAACAGCAGAAACCCCCACCAUUCCCAUAGCAGCACUAACUCGCGUUCUCUGGCACCUCCAAUUGCACAGGGUGGAUUUAACACCAUGAGAAAAUGGAAACCCCAGGAGCAGUUAAGUUUAAAGCCCCAGGCACGUAAUACUACCUUCCUGCCUCCUAUCUCAGUUAGUUCCACUGCAAAUACAGCCACACGCUCCUGUGGUGACGAGGCAAGCACUGCUCCAAAAGCUGAACAGACGCAAGGCCAUAGACAGGAAGCAAGGGGCCGGAGGCCUCCACGUCGCCACUCUGUUCAGCUGGAGCAGAUGAAACAGGAAGAUGGUACUGAGGAAAUCCUCUUCAUCUUGUGAAAUACAAGGCACUGAAUACCGGCACACAACGCAAGUAAAAUUGAGCAAGUACAUUGUCAAACAGACAAGCACGUAACAUGUAUUUGUUCAUUAUAAUCAUUAAGAUGUAAAGGAACAUCAAAUGUAUGUUGUAUAGGAUGUUUAAAGAUAUACAAUUGCUUAUAAUUGCUUGUGUGGGAAAAUUUCUGUACCCUUAGGACGAAUUGAAAAACAUACUAUGCCAGGACAAUAAUUAUGCUAAGCUAAGCUAAAUAAUAAAUAUCAUAAAUGUUUGCAUCUCCCAUUCUGAAUAUGAUAUAAAUAUUUAAAUAGCAUUGGCUGGCAUUGAGUGGUAUAUCAGAUAUAUUCCAUUCAGCUAGCAUGAUAUUGAACUCGUCUUCUUUAUUAUCAUUAUUAUACAUGAACACCUGAAAGGAAUGUGUAACACGUCUUUCUCUUUCAAAAUCUUCCGUAUUUAACGAAGCAAACCUGGCGGCCACGUUUGUUUCCAAAUCAUCACAGUUGCUUGCUAGCGCAGAAGUUUUACAUCUCCGACGUGUCUCUCUUCCAGUUUUUCGAUGUCCGUUGGUAUGUUUUUCUCUUGUAAAGAUGUGCGAAGAAUAUCUAAUGAAGUUUUGGUAGCCUUUCUGGUAUUUAAUGCAUCUUUCUCUUUCUCGGCAAAGAAAGAAAUGCUUCUGCGCAUGUGCAGCAGAAAACUCUCUCAUUGAAUAUUCGCAUCAUUUCCGAUAUGUGACAUCAUGUUGUCUUGACAACCAUGCAAUAUCAAAAAACAUAUUCAGCGCUCAUUCUCCAUUGGGUAGAGUGACGUAAUACACGGAGGAUAAGCGAUAUGCUAACAAUACUGCAUGCUAUCAAACCAAACCUGUGUCCGAAAUCGCUUCCUACUCACUAUAGAGAGCACUAUAUAAUGGGGACGACAUUUUGUAGCGCUGUCCGAAACCUUCGUGAGGAUUAUUUACACCCUAUAUAGUGCACUCAAAGUAUCCCACAACGCAUCAUGAAAAGCAGUGUACAACGAUGGUCAUUAACCAAAGCAAUAUAUCCCAUCAUGCAUUGUGGUCGUGCUGAAAUAAAUCAAAUUAAAAGUCUCAAAUAUGAUUUAAUAAAAAGCAGUGGCAAAGAAGAAAUUAUACAGCCUUGAUUUAAAAGAACUGAAAGAAGCAGGUGCUUUUUAUUUAUUAGUGUGGGAAAUACGCUCAGUAUAAUAUGGUUUAUCGCAAAAAUACAUGCACGCAUUUAUUAUUUUGAAAACCCACCAGCCGACAGAUCUGGCACGUUUUAAUUGUGCGACAGUAAUGACGUAAAUACCAGCACGACGGAUUAGUGUCCGAAAGCAUUUUUUCAUUUUACCAAUGAGCUCACUGUAUAGUCCUCUAUAUGGCAAUUCCCUACAUAGAGAGUACUGAACGAGUGAGCGAUUUCAGACACAGGGCAAGUGAAUGAAACCCGCUAGAAGGGAAUAGAAUAGCCUACAUGUUUUUAUUCCAUUGAAAAAGUGUUCUGUAUGGAUAAUAAUCUCUGAUAUCCUGCAUGUCCAACUGGACCUUUGAAAAUUUUUGGUCCUUCCAUGUAAUUCGUCCAUGCGAACUUUUGCAGUCAACUGUAAGCCAUGAUUCCGAGCAUAGUAAAUCACAGUAAGGUUCUGACUUCUUAAAGGCCAUUUAUUUUUAUUGAAAUGUUAUUCAGAUUAUGUGAAAUAUACCACUGAUAAUCCUGUUGGGCUGCAUAGCACUAUAAUUCAAUUUCCUGUCAUUCUCUCUCCUGUUCAAAUAAAAUGUAUAAAUAAUUUACAGACAGAAAGCAAUUUCCUUGUCAGUAUCCAGGUGGUGUGCUGUCAUGCAUAAGAAGUAGAAGCAAGAGAAAGAUGACGCAACCAGUUUUAAAUAUUUUGUUUUUUAUAGGGAACAAGGUGUACUACAUAUCACUACAGCAAUGUAGCUGUUCUGACUCCCAUCAGAGUUUCGAGGGACAAUUACAGUAGUGGUUUCCUGGCUCAAACAACCUUCUACAUGAUCAAACAAUAAACAUACACACGGCCAAUUUAGAGUAGCCAGUUAACCUAACCACAUGUCUUUGGAUGUUGGGGGAAACUGGAGCAUUCAGAGGAACCCCACGGCGACACAAUGUUCGAACCUGGAACCUUCUUGCUGUGAGGCAACAGUGCUAACCGCUGCACCGCCAUGCUGCCCAGUGUAAGAUUAAAUGGGAUUAACCUUAAAACCAGCUGUGGUUUCAUGCUCAUCCAAACUGACAAUGUUUAUGGUUUCUUCCUCUUCCUAUGAGAAAGUUCUCAUAAACUUCCAUCCACCCUUAUCUCUAGCCGCUUUAUCCUGUUCUACAGGAUCGCAGGCAAGCUGGAGCCUAUCCCAACUGACUAUGGGCGAGAGGCGGGGUACACCCUGGACAAGUCACCAGAUUAUCUCAGGGCGGACACAAACAACCAUUCACACUCACAUUCACACCUACGGUCAAUUUAGAGUCACCAGUUAACCUAACCUGCAUGUCUUUGGACUGUGGGGGAAACCGGAGCACCCGGCGGAAACCCACGCGGACACGGGGAGAACAUGCAAACUCCGCACAGAAAGGCCCUCGUCGGUCACUGGACUCGAACCCAGGACCUUCUUGCUGUGAGGCGACAGCGCUAACCACUACACCAUCGUGCUGCCCUUCUCAUAAACUUAUGUCCUGUUUUAUGAAAAAAAAAAGGUGUAAGAUGACUCAACUGUGAUGGUUAAUAUGGUACAAUUUUCACAACUGACUCAAUGGUUUGAGUCAUGUACCCUUGACGUCAGGUCAUCCUGAGGGCGGGGCUUAUUUAUUCCCACACUUGAAAGAAGUACAGUUGCAUAAUGUCUGAUAUAGCACAAUACAGUUGCAAGAAGAAACAUGUAAGGAAGUUUUUCCUUUCACCAGGGUCUUAUGUUGUAACUAGAACUGUGACACAAACAAUGAUGUGUCCAGGUUUUACUUUCAUAAUCUUGCAACACUGAAAAAAAUUAAAAUGCCAGAAGAAAAUUACAGCUUCCAGCUUGGGUUUUUUCCUCCCCAAACCUGUACACACACACACACACACGCUAUUUUAUAAUUAAUAUAUCGCCCUCCACAGUU
This is a messenger RNA of Neoarius graeffei (lesser salmon catfish), 4632 nucleotides long. Its product is annotated as ankyrin repeat domain-containing protein 34C. The coding region runs from base 106 to 1524 and encodes 472 amino acids. Lineage: Eukaryota; Metazoa; Chordata; Actinopteri; Siluriformes; Ariidae. Gene Ontology annotation, molecular function: protein binding. The record is from RefSeq and is a predicted model, not a curated record. The transcript has 2 exons.